Messenger RNA from Oncorhynchus mykiss (rainbow trout), 3139 nucleotides. It is a transcript of the gene mtrr, whose product is annotated as 5-methyltetrahydrofolate-homocysteine methyltransferase reductase. Gene Ontology annotation, cellular component: cytosol. The record is from RefSeq and is a predicted model, not a curated record. Gene Ontology annotation, biological process: homocysteine metabolic process. Lineage: Eukaryota; Metazoa; Chordata; Actinopteri; Salmoniformes; Salmonidae. Gene Ontology annotation, molecular function: flavin adenine dinucleotide binding; FMN binding; [methionine synthase] reductase (NADPH) activity.
CGGGUAAGUUUUGUAAGGCGUUGAACGUGUUCAGUUAUGUAUUUUCUACAAUGUUAGAAAAGGAGUUCCACGGGGAUCUGCAACUAACUUUUCAAUUUUCCGAUUGUCAGAAUGCCUUGUGAGGUGAAGCCCCGGUUCCUGGUUCUGUACGGGUCUCAGAAAGGCCAGGCACAGUCCAUAGCCGAGGGGAUAGCUGACGAGGCUGAGGAGAGGGGACUGGUUGCUGACAUCUACUGCUUGAGUGAAGGAGGGAAGUUUAACUUGGAGAAGGAGAGUGCACCUGUGGUGUUUGUUGUGUCUACCACUGGGGAUGGGGACCCACCAGACACGGCCCUGAAGUUUGUGAAGAACAUAAAAAAAAAGACCCUGCCCAGCGACCACUAUUCACACCUCUGCUAUGCUCUUAUAGCUCUGGGUGAUACAAACUAUGAAAAUUUCUGCAACUGUGGGAAGACUAUUGAUGGCCGUCUACAGGAACUUGGUGCUAAACAUUUCUACGCAACAGGACAUGCAGAUGAUGGUGUAGGGCUUGAGUUGGUGUUGGACCCCUGGCUUGAAGGACUCUGGGAGGCCAUCAGAGGAGCGUUAUCCAAGAUGGCCACCCCUCAGCCUGAGAGGGAUGGCCAUGUAAGGGACCUGAGAGCAUCGUUGAACAAAACACCCGAAUUGUCAGUGACAGAUGUCAAACUCCACCUCAUGAGUCUUAAAGAAUCAGAACCUCAGAGCUCUGGCUCACUCAGAACAGCAGCAGAGUCAGAGAGUACUAAGACUGAGCCCAAAUCAGCUUCUCUGAAUGUUACAGAAGCAGCCUCUGAGACAGGGAGUGCAGUUACUGAUGUUAGACCAGUGUCAUUGACCAGCAACAAUAGGACUGCUCCUAAACUAGAUGGUGUUGUCACUGAUCCUGAGUCAGUGUUAGAGACACAGAGUGGAGCACCCUCUGCUGUUGUAGAGGCCUCUCUGACAUGCUCCUUGCCUCCACUGUCUGAAUCUGUCCUCAAUGUCCCUGCUCUGCCUCCAGCCUACCUGGAUGUCACGCUCCAGGAAGCCACCAUAGAAGAAGAGACCAGUGCUCCGGUCAGUAAGGAAACCCUACACGAGGUUCCGAUCUCCAGGGCAGUCCAGUUGACCAGAGAUGACUCGGCUAAAACAGCCCUUCUGAUAGAGCUGGACAUCUCGGCCCAUCCGAUGGCCUACCAGCCUGGGGACUCGCUUGACGUUCUCUGCCCAAACAGAGCCUCUGAGGUGGGGGAGCUUCUCCAGAGACUCUGCCUGCAGGACCAGAGGAGCCACCGUGUCCAGCUCUCACUGCGCAAAGACACCAAGAAGAAAGCUGCUCAUCUCCCCUCCUACAUCCCAGAGAACAGCACUCUAACCUACAUGCUCACCUGGAGUCUGGAGCUCAGGACUGUCCCUAAGAAGGCAUUUCUUCGUUCCCUGGUAGAGUGUACAGAAGACAGUGGCGAGAGGAGGAGACUACAGGAGCUGUGUAGUAAACAGGGAUCAGCCGACUACAACCUCUAUGUCAGAGACCCCAGCCUCGGAGUACUGGACCUGCUCAGGGCUUUUCCUGCCUGCCAACCCCCUCUCAGUCUUCUCAUAGAACAUUUGCCUAAACUGCAACCAAGACCGUACUCGGCGGCAAGCUCCAGUUUCAGACAUCCAGGUCAGCUGCACUUUGUGUUCAACGUCAUAGAGUUCCCAGCAUGCACUUGGAGACCUACGGGGAGGCAGGGCCUGUGUACUGGUUGGCUCUCUGACCUCGUCAACCCCAUUCUGUUGAACCCUAGGAAGGCUCAGCCCUCCACCACCCCGACCCUCCCUAAGGUCUUUGUGAGUCUGCGUGAGAACUGCUCCUUCCGCCUGCCCUCUGACCUCUCAAAACCCCUCAUCAUGAUUGGACCAGGCACCGGCGUCGCGCCCUUCAUUGGUUUCCUACAACAAAGGGAGAAGGAGAGGGAGGAAAACCCGGAGGCAGAGUUUGGUGAGACCUGGCUGUUCUUCGGUUGUCGCCAUAGAGAUCGAGACUUCCUGUUUAGAGAGGAGCUGCAGGGGUUUGUGGGUAAAGGAACCCUGAACCAUCUGAAAGUGUGUUUCUCGCGAGACACUCAGAUGGGGACAGAGACCAAGACAGGUCCUAGAUACGUCCAACAUAACCUGCUCCUCCAUGCCAAAGAUCUCACCAACCUCCUCCUCAAGGAGAAUGGAUACCUCUACGUCUGCGGUGAUGCUAAGAACAUGGCUAAAGACGUGAACGAAACCCUGAUAGAGAUGAUAUCAGCAGAGCUUCAGCUGGAUAAACUAGAUGCCAUGAAGAGAUUGGCUGGACUCAGGGAGGAGAAACACUAUUUACAGGACAUAUGGUGCUGAGUGGAUGAAUCUUCAACAUAUCUUAUGUCACAGACCGAAAAGAUCCAUAUAGAAUUUUAGUGGGCCAUUCAUUUCCUUUAAGCAACACAAGCUGACCAUAUGCAUGUUGUUCCUCUUGCCUCAUUGCACCUGACCAUAAACUUCAUAAACUGACCAUAGAAGAUUGAGUUUCAAGUACUGUAGUUGUUUUAUAGUGGAAUUAUGCAAGACUAACACACUGCCUGUUUAGCUUACUCCUCAUCCUACUUCACAUUCUUGUCUUCCAAUACUUUUUUUGCUGUGUGCAAAAAUGUGUCCAAAAUACAAAAGGUGUGUUUGCUUGAAAAGGUUUAAAGGUCUCUGAUGUAUUUCUUAUGCUCACUGUAUGAUGAUAAUGAGUGAUACCUAUCUUGGCACGCGUACAAGACGAGAUGAAACCCAUUCAGAGAUAACGAUCAAAGGUAAUGCAUUUUGAUUGAUAUGGCAUGAUUGUGUUUUUAAUUUGAGAAUAAUUCAAUUGUUCAAGGUGACUUUCCUCACUAGAUGAAGCUGUAGUCGGUGGUUAGUUAAUUGAAGGAUUUUCGCUAUGGGCCUUCCACCGUACCCUAGAGAGACUUCUCAGAAUUAAAUCUUCAGACACUGCUAGUCUUUUUAUAUCAGCAGGCCUCUCGUCAGGAUGGGAGAGGGAAAAGAUGUUGACAGUCUCCACAGCUGGGCUAGACUGGGCUGGGGCUCUGUAUGAGAAUGGAUGACAACAUCACACUCAAUAAAGCUUUGCCAAGUAAACAAA